GAUUGGGAAUUCGUAGAAGAGACCGUUCCUGGGGUGGGAGCUUCCCUCUGCAGCACAGGGUGUGGGGAGACUUGCAUGAGGAGUAUGGCUUACUCCCUGUGCAGGAGGUCCUGGACCAACUGUGUGUGGUUAUGCAGUGUGUAGGCCACAAAGAAUUCAGGCCUUUUUUUAGAAAAAUUCCCUGCACUUUCAAGAUGGGCCUUACGAGGUUAAAAUGGUGGUGCUGUUUGUGAGAUCCCUUGUCUUGGGUAAGUAAACCCCAAGAAUGAACCAAACCACAGCCCUUUGGUUCCUUUUCAAGGGCUUCGGGAGAAGUUGGGCAGGAACACGGAGGGAAUCAGCUGUCCUGCUGAGCGUGAUGGGAUUAGCACACACUGAAGAUAAAAAAGUAGCUAAAGAGAAAAUGAAUGAUACUGCCAGCAGAACUGAAAAGCAGGAAAACAUCAGUGGAGUUUCCCUAUGAUCAGUUUGGUGAUUGCUGAUAUCCUUUAUGUUUUAAUGACUUGGGUAUGAAAUUGUCCUGAUUACGUUUUUCAUCUGUUUUCUGCUGUGCAGAAGCCACUGACAAAAGGGCAAGGCUGGAAGAAUUCAGUACCAAGUGUUUGUGCUCUAAGAUCUUGCAACUAGAUGAGGUUUUUUGUCUCAGAGGAAAAGUGGCUGUGGUCCAUCUGAUGCACUGCUCUGCUGGUGUGAUUUUGGGGACCUUUGCCUUCUGCCAGCACUGCCUUCAGCACUGAGGGCUCUCCAGAGGGCACCACUUCUCAUGGGAAAGCAGAAGCCAAGCAGCAGGACCAGCUCUGCCCCCCCAGCAUCACCAGUUGGUCACAGAGUGUAGGGCAAAGGGGGAUGUGUCCUCAGGUGGACUGUGACAUGGAGUGACCCUGUGCUCUCUGCUGGUCCCUGGGCAGGUAGUAAGUGAUGACCAGGAUAUGCCACAAUACAGUCAGUAACACACUGCCAAUGAGGCCUGGAAAACAACUUCUAGAGGUGAAGAGAGAGGAAGGGCAAGACUUUCGGGGGAGAACCUCAUCACCUGGAGCUCCUCAGCUCUCCUGCUGCAUUUCCUGGUUGUUGUGAUGUUAACUGUGCAACUUCCACCCCAAAUGAAUACAGGUUUUGUACUUUUAGCACCAGAGGUCUUAAGGAAAAUGGGAGGGACUUGAAUGAAAGAGACACUGAGGUUACAAGACGGUGUCAAAACUGAAGGUAGGCACAUUUUAUCCUAAGAGCCACAAAAACUGUACUGUUCUUAUGUGAACUGUUCCAUAAAGUUAUCCUGCUUCCACACUGGGAUUAGCACUGCAGAUGAGGAGUCAGCAGUGCUGCUGUGGGGUAAGGGAGGAAUUUUUCUACUCCGCUGUGGUUUUCAUUUUUCCCAUUCUGAAACUACAUCAGAAAUUUUCUUCCGGGCUUUUAGAGUUAGAAUUAAGAGACUUCUGGGUAGAGACAAAGUUUCGGGCGUUGUGUGCCAGGCAGGCUCCCUGUGGAAGCUUUGAUCCCACAGGACGGAGGGUUUGACACAAUAUAUUGAAAUCUGUAUUCCAAAACAGAGCUAAGAAUAUCAAAGCAAUUUUUUUUUUUUAACAAGUGUAUUUGAUUGUGGCAUUCGGAGAUACGAGAAUAACUGGUCUCCACAUAAGUAAAACAGAGACAGGGAUGAGUUUAAGGAAAUGGUGAGGACUGGCGUGCUAAACCUUCACAGCCACAAGCUCUCACUAAAGCUCAAAGCACAGCAGGUAAAUAUAUUGCUGCUCCAGAUCUACUGCAGCAAAGUGAGUCAGCUUUUAUCCAGCCUCUGGCCUAAAUCCUUUCUUUCAUAGGGUUUGUGCUGCCUUUGGGCUUGUGCCCCUACCCUUGGGUCUGCAGGACUGAGCUGCUGUUCCUGCAGUGUGGCCGGAUCACAGCCUUGUGCCACAGUCAGCCCCCUCCCUUCAGUGCGGGGGUUGCGGGGGGGGAACGGCAGCAUUCCAGUGACCCCAGAGUUUCUAGAACAGCAGAAGGAUAAUCAAGAGCCUCUGGUGGAGCUCGCAGCUUCAGUGUUAAAUAACACCGGCUCCCAACAGCUGAGGGGGGGCAGGACUCAUUCCAGAACUAUUAAUAAAGCCCCUAUUUAUACUCCAGGUUCCUGCAAACGGUGCAGCAGAAAACUACAGCUGCGGAGCUAAAAUGGAAUAAAUGUCAGCCUCCAGGGAAAGCACCAUCCUGCGGGAAAGGAGACCACAAAAGGACAGCACAGGGGCAGGUUUCAGACCUGAGGAAGCAGAUCCAGCGGACGGCAGCACCCUGAGCUCACAGCCGGUGGGCAGAGCCAGCCAGUCACCUCCCUGCAGCCGCAGGUCUGUGCAGAAAGCUGCCAGAGCCGCGGCAUCAGAGGCAGCUCCCACUGAUGCCGGCAGAGACCAGCAAGAUCCGAGCUGCCACUCCACUGAGUUGGGACCAGGUGUGACUCAGAGCAAAAGAGCAAAAGCCUGAAAGGGCAUUUGAGGGGGUUUUUGCCUGCAUUGUCUGCUGGACUGGAAAGAUGAUGGAGAGCACAGGAGGGCCGUAUCUAAACACGGCUGCAGUGACCUCCCCUGUUGGAAUAGCUCGAUUGCUGCAGAUGACCUUUGGAUGCACCACGUUCAGCCUGGUCGCCCACCAAGGCGGGUUCAGCGCUGCCUACGGCACCUUCUGCAUGUUCGUCUGGACCUUCUGCUUUGCAAUCACUGUGUUCAUCAUCACCUGUGAGUUCACACACCUGCACAGCUGCCUGAGUCUUUCCUGGGGAAACUUCACUGCUGCUUUUGCCAUGCUUGCCACGCUCAUGUCCGUCACGGCCGCGGUGAUCUACCCGCUCUACUUCGUCCAGGUGGGCUGUUACCCCAUCGGCUGCGAGGUGAGAGACUUCCGCAUCGCAGCCAGCGUCUUCGCGGGCCUCCUGUUUGUCGCGUACGCUGCCGAGGUGUUCUUGACCAGGGCAAAACCGGGACAAGUCACCAGCUACAUGGCCACCAUCUCCGGGCUCCUGAAAAUCGUUCAGGCCUUCGUGGCCUGCAUCAUCUUUGGGGCGCUGGUGAACGACAGCCAGUAUGGCAAACACGUGGCGACGCAAUGGUGUGUGGCUGUCUACAGCUUUUGCUUUGUGGUGACAGUGGUGGUAGUGGCCUUCAGUGUCACAGGCAAGACUGCCUUGCUGUGGUUCCCCUUUGAGCGCUCUGUGGUCAUCUACACCUUUGGGGCCGUGCUGCUCUACGUGAGCGCUGCAGUCAUCUGGCCAGUGUUUUGCUUUGACAGCAAGUACGGCUCCCCACAACGCCCCAGCCUCUGUGCCAAGGGCAAGUGCCCCUGGGACAGCCAGCUGGUGAUCGCCAUCUUCACCUACGUUAACCUGCUGCUCUACGUCCUAGACCUGGCAUACUCCCAGCGCAUCCGCUUUGUCUCACACCUCUGAAAUGGGUCAGAGCCGUCCCGGCACUGUGGAGCCGCUGUGGUUGCAGAGGGAUGGGCCAUGAAGUAGAGAGGCACCGGGCAAAACCAUCAGCCAAACUUCGAGGUGAAGACCGACUGCAUUAACAAAUUAAUGACCUGGAGUGGGUGGGCUGCAGCUGAUACCAGGCACAGUCCACCUCCCCCAUGGUUCUGCCCAACCUACCUGGUGCCAGCACGAAGGAAUGACACAGCUCCAUGUGCAUCUGCAGACAGCAGGAAUGCUUGCAGCCAGGGCUGCAGGCUACCAGAUUACUGAUCCAAAUAUUAGGAAAGACGCCAAGGAUUUUGAAACUGCUACCAACACUUAACAGGAACGAACUGACUACCCAGGAACUCAGAAAGUUAAAAGCUGCAUCAAGGAACACCAGUCCUGGAGAUGAAAACCAAUCCCUCGGAGUUUGGGUUAGUUUGGGCAGUGUGGUGAGACAUGGAAUGCCUGCAAGUGUGGGCAGUUCCAGCUGGGCCAUUUCUGAGAAGAACAUCAUAGCUGUAAUAGUAUUUUGAAGGUUACCAGUCCUUUCCCUUCCUCUCCUUCGCUGUCUAGCACAGAAAAGGAGUAAACUCAAGCAUGUACCUUGGAGGAGGCUGGGUAUUAUUUAGCAAACACUAAGUCACUACAGAAAUGAAAAUUUGCAAAGCUGGGUCUCUGCUGCUGAGAAUCAAGGUGCAGAGCAGAGCCAACCUGUGAAGUGACUGUGUGUGACCUACUGUCCUUGCUCGAGCAGCACAGAAGGUACCUCAGCACAAGCUCUGUAUUGGUUUAUGGGCCGCUGUUUCUUUAUACUGAUGUCAAGAUUUUUUUUUCUGGAAGCUUAAGGAUAAAUUCUGGGGAGAUAGGAAAAGGAAGGCAGAGAUUAAUUGAACUCACAGUGCUGCACAAGAGACCAAAAUGGGUGGGGAGGGGGCAUGGACAGGACGGGACAUGACAAUAUGCACACGCUGGUAACAGACUGGGAGCACUGCCCCAGAGCAGCUCAGGUGCAGGAUUCCUGAGCCCUCUGCAUUACUGAGGAGCCACAUGUCUUGGACCCAUCCCUGAUAAAAUACCCACUUUUAAGUCCCACACUGCUCAGCUCAGAUUUCAGGCUCAAUAGGAAUCUUCAUUUGUUCCAGGGAGAAGCCAGAAUGUCCGAGUGCUUGUGCAGCACAUACAGGCUCAGUGCUUUGAUUAAAAUCUCCAGUAGCUGCCUGUGAGAAGCAAGAUUUAUUUUUUAACCAAAUUAAAAUAAAGCUGAAUGGCAGAUGUACACAUACAUCUCCUGAGAUAUGUAUGCUGUCACCCUGCUCUCCACACUUCCAUUGCAGCAGAUACAGCCCCUCUGCUUUGUGCCCAAAAGCAGAGCUCAGUUUAUUUUGAUGUAUGAAGGCUGAACACAGAAUUAAAAAAGUACAGACACGGGACAGCUGAGACCUCUGAGUGGAUUCUUUGCAGCACAGUCACUCAGGAAAAAGGAAGGAAACUUACCUUUCAUCAGUGCUUUGUGCAGGGUUUGAAAAGCAAAGAGAAAACUUGCUGGGACAGAUUGUGUUGGAUAAUUCUGUACUGAGCAAGGACCAGCCCUUAGCAGUGGGGAGCAUUAGCCAGGAAACAGGGCAAGAAUUGGGAUCCAGCGAAAAGGGAAUGCAUGGAAGAGCCUUCCAAGGGGGUUUUCUCUUCUGCAAGUCCCCAUGAAGGGCAGGCAAUCUGGAAGAUGUGGUCCAACAAGAGGCUGCUAAGGCAAGACCCAAGACUAUUUGCUAUAGAUAUAAAUCAGGAGCUUUAUUUCUUGCCACCCAAAAGACUUAUAGGUUGUACAAGUACAAAAUGCUGAUUUGGGAAAGGAAAUCCACUUGUGUUGGAGGUGGCAGUUUACAAACAGCCACUGCACACUAAGGGACCUCAAGCAUUUAUGAUGUAUUCCUGUUAAAACCAUCAGUGUGAACAAAUUAAGCUGUGUCACACUUGAAAA
Pipra filicauda (Wire-tailed manakin) is the source of this 5417-nucleotide messenger RNA. RefSeq names its product myeloid associated differentiation marker like 2 (gene MYADML2). Gene Ontology annotation, cellular component: membrane. NCBI's taxonomy places the organism in Eukaryota, Metazoa, Chordata, Aves, Passeriformes, Pipridae. Bases 2522 to 3430 code for a protein of 302 amino acids. The transcript has a single exon. The record is from RefSeq and is a predicted model, not a curated record.